AUGCGCAGCCUCAAGUUUGCGUCUGCUCUCAUCGCAGCCACCCUGCUGGGAUCCGUAUCGGCGAACCCGCCGAACCCGAAUCUCUUUGCCUACGGCAAUCAGGGCCCACUACUUGGCACAGCCCUCGGCAUCACCGGCAGGAACGCAACAUUCGACUACAUAGUCAUUGGCGGAGGCACCGCGGGCCUCACAAUCGCCAGCCGUCUAGCCGAAAACCAAACAGCAAGCGUUGGAGUCAUCGAGGCGGGCGGGUUCUACGAAAUCGACAACGGCAAUUACUCCAUCGUACCGGGCUACUCGAGUUACUACACAGGCUCAGAUACGGCCGACUACCAGCCGUUGAUCGACUGGGGAUUCAAUACACAGCCUCAACCUGGAUCCGAAGGCCGGGUCUUGCAUUAUGCUCGAGGCAAGACUCUCGGAGGCUCCUCUGCUAGGAACUAUAUGCUCUAUCAACGGCCGACGGCUGAGAGCAUGAAGCGCUGGGCUGAUGAGGUUGGCGAUCAGAGUUACACUUUUGAGAAUAUCUUGCCUUAUUUCAAGAAGUCUGUGCAUUAUACGCCGCCCAACCAGGCGUUGUAUAACAACUCGACGAACACCCAGACUGCUGAUGCGUUCAGUCCAUCGGGCGGGCCGCUAGAGGUAUCCUUUAGCAAGGCCGUGAGUGCCUUUGGAUCCUGGUGUCAGAAAGCAUUCGUCGCUCUGGGCAUGAAGCGACUCGAUGGUUUCAACAGUGGAGAAUUACUCGGCUCAGCCUAUGCAACCUUCACAAUCGACCCGCGUAACGCCCAUCGCUCAAGUUCCGAGUCCAGCUUCCUGCAGGCUGUACUGGUAAAAGGCGUCGGGCCCACGAUAUACAAGAAUACCCAGGCCCAGAAGAUCCUCUUCGAUGAGAACAAGCGCGCAGUCGGCGUUCACGUAUCGACUGCAGGCACCUUUGGCACACCAUCAGUCGACUUCACCCUGCACGCGCGCAAGGAAGUCAUUCUAUCAGCCGGCGCCUUCCAGUCCCCUCAGCUCCUGAUGGUCUCAGGCAUUGGACCCUGCGAUCACCUACGCAGCUUCGACAUCCCCUGCAUCAAGGACCUCCCAGGUGUGGGCCAGAACAUGCAAGACCACCCGAUUUUCGGGACCGCGCACCGCGUGAACGUCCUCACAGCGUCUGCUGCAGCUAACAAUGCAACUGUUGCUGCGCUGAGUGCGGAUCAGUAUGUCCAAAAUGCCUCGGGCUCGCUGUCUAUCUUCGGGCCCGGCUACUACGGCUGGGAGAAACUUCCCAGCGCGUUCCGUGCAAAUCUCACUGAAGAGUCUCGUCGCACACUGGACAGCUUCCCGUCCGAUUGGCCGGAGCUGGAAUGGUUGUCUGUCGGUGCUUUCAAUGGAUACAAUCUGGACAAGGCGACAGCCGACCCGCAGGAUGGACACCAGUAUGCGACACUUAGUGGAGCGUUGGUUGCGCCUUUGUCGCGCGGUUCUGUCCGUCUGGCUGGACCGAGUAUGGAGACUCUUCCCUUGGUUGAUCCGCAGUUCUUUGUAGAUCCUACCGAUAAGGAGCUGGCUGUUCAGGGCUUCAAGCGGCAGCGGGAGAUUUGGGCCGAGUUGGCUAGGUUGGGUGUCGCGGAGCAGGAGGAGUAUUUCCCGGGCUUCGAUGUUUCUACGGAUGCUCAGAUCUGGGAGUUCAUUCAGCAGAGUAUGACUACUGUUUUCCAUGCGUCGGUGACUUGUAAGAUGGGGCGGACGAAUGACUCGAUGGCUGUUGUUGAUAGUCAUGCAAAGGUCUAUGGUGUGGAGGGAUUGAGGGUUGUUGAUGCCAGUAGCUUCCCAUUCUUGCCUCCUGGUCAUCCUCAGUCUGUUGUCUAUGCCCUGGCUGAGAAGAUUGCAGACGAGGUAUUGGGCUGA
Molecule: messenger RNA, 1899 nt
Organism: Penicillium bovifimosum
Lineage: Eukaryota; Fungi; Ascomycota; Eurotiomycetes; Eurotiales; Aspergillaceae
Product: GMC family oxidoreductase
Exons: 1
Coding region: 1-1899 (632 amino acids)
Biological process (GO): secondary metabolite biosynthetic process
Molecular function (GO): flavin adenine dinucleotide binding; oxidoreductase activity, acting on CH-OH group of donors
Source: RefSeq, a predicted model, not a curated record